AUGAAGCGGACUGCAGCAAUCUAUAGGUAUAUCCUGGCUCCGUUGCACCAGAUCAUUACCCAGAGAUUCUGCAGCACGUCUCUUCUGUUCAAAGAGUUUCCCCAAUCUACGAAAGGCUCCCAGAUACCGUCAUCUUCCCUCUCCCAACCGGGAUGGGGAUCGCCACUGAAAUGGUUUGAUGACUCCGAGUCGGGCUUGCACGAUCCCAUUAAAACAUCUUAUGCGAGAGAGUUCAUGCGGAGCAUUCGACCUUUUGUCGAAAUGAUUCGAAGUCUUCCCGAUACAUGCGCUGCGCCCCCUCCCUGGCAGACAUGGAGGACACGAAAGAUACGAAUUGCAAUCAUUGACACUGGUAUUGAUGCAGAGAACGACAUCACAAUGCAAACAGCUCUUGCCUAUGGCUCCAUCAAGAGCUGUCGGGGCUUCGCGGGCAACGAAGAGGACUUUCAAGAUGUCCACGGCCACGGGACGCAUAUUGCUCGGCUUAUGCUUACCGUUGCUCCUGCGGCGGAAUUAUACGUUGCAAAGAUAGCAAACGAGAAGACUCUCGACUCAUCAGCUCUGUCUCGCAUAGCGGAGGCUAUCAAGUGGGCUCACAAGACCAUGAAAGUCGAUAUCAUAUCGCUUUCGUUUGGACUAGACUCCAACAAUCGUAAUGUCGAAAUCGACAAGGCCAUCUUCAAUGCCAUCUCAGACGACACAAUCAUCUUCGCCGCAUCCGCAAACAACGGCGGCAACAGACCCAGGGCGUAUCCUGCCAACAGGCGGACAGGCGUCAUAUGCAUCCACGCAAGCGACGGCCGAGGCAAUGACGGCGGCAUAAGUCCGUCUCCGGAACCACGAAAGUCGAACUUCUCAACGCUGGGCAUCUCCAUCGAGUCACGGUGGAAGGGCAAGAAGGUGCUGAAAUCGGGGACAUCGUUUGCAACUCCCAUUGCUGCCGCGAUUGCAGCGAAUAUGCUCGAGUUUGCUCGAUACAAGUGUUCGCUUGAUGAAUAUGAGCAUAGGCGGCUACACAGCUACGAUAGCAUUGAGGAGGUUCUUCAUUUGAUGGCUGAGGAGCGGCAGGGGUAUCAUUAUAUCAUGCCACUGCGCAUGUGGGAUGGCGCGGAUGAUACGGAUGUGGCUGGAAAACUGGUGGAAAUUGCUAGAUCAUGA
Molecule: messenger RNA, 1158 nt
Organism: Trichoderma reesei QM6a
Lineage: Eukaryota; Fungi; Ascomycota; Sordariomycetes; Hypocreales; Hypocreaceae
Exons: 3
Coding region: 1-1158 (385 amino acids)
Biological process (GO): proteolysis
Molecular function (GO): serine-type endopeptidase activity
Source: RefSeq, a predicted model, not a curated record